Molecule: messenger RNA, 1057 nt
Organism: Scleropages formosus (Asian bonytongue)
Lineage: Eukaryota; Metazoa; Chordata; Actinopteri; Osteoglossiformes; Osteoglossidae
Gene: jmjd8
Product: jumonji domain containing 8
Exons: 9
Cellular component (GO): nucleus
Molecular function (GO): cis-regulatory region sequence-specific DNA binding
Source: RefSeq, a predicted model, not a curated record
GAAAGGCAGACGGCGAUUUUUUUUUUUUACUUUUUACAUUAAUGCCAUUAACUUACUGCAUAUAAUAAUUUCGUAAAGUAAGGGACGCAGAUUGCGGAUCGCGUCACGGUCCAACACAUGGAACGCUUUGUUCGCAUCCUUCCGCUUUUUGUUUCGCUUGUUUUGUCGCAGCCGAGCGGCGCGCUGCUGCAUGAUCUGCAGCAGUGUCGCGCGGCUCUGGACACGCCGCCGGUGACGGUGGAGGAGCAGCGGGACACGGCGGACGGGGGCUGGUCCUCAGGCUCUGGUUUCAGGAGCAGCGAUGAGGGGCCCUGCACUGUGGACAUCUGGGACACGUCCCUGACUUACGCGCAGUUCCUCCGAGAGUACGCCUACAGCAAGCCGGUCAUCCUCAGGGGCUGCUCCGACAACAAGGAGUUCCGACACCUGUGCUCCAAACAGCGCUUGCUGCAGGAGUACGGCGAGCGGCUGGUGAGGCUGAGCACGGCCAACACCUAUUCUUACCGCAAAGUGGACAUUCCCUUCCAGGAAUAAGUGGAACACCUUCUGAAGCCCCAAGCUGCCAGCGCUCUGGGAAGUGACACCCUGUACUUCUUUGGCGACAACAACUUCACGGAGUGGCACUCACUGUUCAAGAAAUACAGUGCUCCAUGCUACAUCCUGCCACGCACCACCGGGGCAUACAGCUUCGGCAUCGCAGGACCUGGAACCGGAGUCCCUUUCCACUGGCACGGGCCUGGCUACUCUGAAGUCAUCUACGGCAGGAAGCGAUGGUUCCUGUACCCACCCGAUAAAAAACCACACUUCCACCCCAACCGCACCACGCUGUCCUGGGUCACAGACGCGUACCCCACGCUGCCUGCUGAAGACAAGCCAAUUGAGUGCACCAUCAGGCCUGGGGAGGUGCUGUACUUCCCUGAUCGCUGGUGGCACGCCACUCUGAAUCUCGACACCAGCGUGUUCAUCUCGACCUUCCUGGGCUGAGGGCAGCUAAAGAUUUAACGUGACCGCAAAUAAAGCUUUAAGUGGACUAACAUUUCAUGUGGCAAAAAGGCCU